UAAGAGUCGUCGCUUAACUAUUUACUGACAUCCCCUUUAUCGUAAAAAAUUGACUUGCUCUGUUCGUAGUUUGUCAUUUGUGUCAAUUUUGGUGGAUGUCCGAUGUCAAAUGUCAACAUUCGAAACAUACAACAAAACUUUUAUUCAUUCUGUUUUAUUUUAAUUAAUAGUUUAUUUAAUAUGGAACAUGUAGAAAAGACCGCUAAAGAUUACAAAAAAUAUUUACAGAUAGAUCUUAAUUCUGCUGUAAAUCCUUUAAGUAAUUCUAUUGAUGAAAUGUUAACUCAACUUGAAGAAUUUGAGAUUAUGAUGACGUUCCUUGUCCAAGAUAGGAAGGAUUACAAGGAUAUUUUAACUUCUAUUCCAAAUUAUAAAGCUGAGUUUACAGAUCUCUGUAAUAAAAUAGACACAAUAGAAAGACUUAUAUCACAUAUAAAGAGUAAUUUAGAUGAACUGGAAAGUGAAGUUGAAAAGGCAGAGACAAAUUUGGGAUGCACCGAAAAAACUGUUAAAGUUACUCAAAUUUUCACACCAUUAUUUAAGAAAAAUGUAGAUAAGAAGAACUCUUUUCAUCAUUCAGAACUAUUCAAAACUGAAAAUUAUUUUCAAUAAACACCAGGAAUUUGGAAGGUGUGAACACUUAUAUUAUUAUUUUAAUAGUUUUCGGACCUUCUUAAGAUAUCAGUUUUGUUUGCCAUGUUUUAUAGAUCGUGAAUAAUAAUUGAUUUCUGACAAAUUUAUGGAUAUUAUAGUCAGAUCUAACUUUUAUAUUUUAGUUUUAGUCACAAAGAUAUACUCAGA
Psylliodes chrysocephalus is the source of this 801-nucleotide messenger RNA. NCBI's taxonomy places the organism in Eukaryota, Metazoa, Arthropoda, Insecta, Coleoptera, Chrysomelidae. The record is from the annotation of a GenBank genome assembly.